GAAGAAGUUAUAAGAAUCAGCGCGGACUAAAUCAAUAUGAAACUAUAGUAUAUUCUAAUUACAAUAUUCCUCGUGCUAAUAUAAUACUACAAUCUCCCAAAGCAAUUUCUGAAUUUAAAAAAACUUUAAUUUUUUUAAUUCAAAACAAGUUGAAAAAAUGGGAAAAUAUCAAAAGAUACUCACCAAACCGUAGAUGGUAUUAUUGUGUAUUUGCAGAGAAAGAAGCAUAUGAUAGAUUAAGCAAUAUAUUGGAAGAUUCAAA
This is a messenger RNA of Racocetra persica, 262 nucleotides long. The record is from the annotation of a GenBank genome assembly. NCBI's taxonomy places the organism in Eukaryota, Fungi, Glomeromycota, Glomeromycetes, Diversisporales, Gigasporaceae.